Molecule: messenger RNA, 723 nt
Organism: Dictyostelium purpureum
Lineage: Eukaryota; Evosea; Eumycetozoa; Dictyosteliales; Dictyosteliaceae
Exons: 2
Coding region: 1-723 (240 amino acids)
Source: RefSeq, a predicted model, not a curated record
AUGACCAAUUAUACUCAGCAUUGUUUACCCUUCAUCAGCUUUCAGCAUUCAUCAUCAGCAUUCAGCAUUCAUCAUCAUUCAUCCUGUCCCUCAUCAUCAUCAUCAUUCAGCAUUCAUCAUCAGCAUUCAUCUUGGUCCUCAUCAUCAUUAGCAUCCUCACCGGCAUUCGUCUUGUUCCUAAGCAUUAUCACCAUCAGCAUUCAUCUUGGUCCUCAUCAUCAUCUUGGUCCUCACCGGCAUUCAUCUUGGUCCUCAUCAUCAUCUUCAUUCGUCUUGGUCCUCAUCAUCAUCUUCAUUCGUCUUGGUCCUCAGCAUUAUCAUCAUCAUCAGCAUCAUCAUCAUUCAUCUUGGUCCUCAUCACCAUCAGCAUUCAUCUUGGUCUUCACCAUCAUUAUCAUCAUUAGCAUCACCAUCAGCAUUCAUCACCAUCAGCAUUAUCAUCAUCAGCAUUCAUCUUGGUCCUCAUCACCAUCACCAUCACCAGCAUCAUCAUCAGCAUUCAUCUUGGUCCUCAUUAUCAUCAGCAUUCAUCUUGGUCCUCCUCAUCAUCAGCAUCAUCAUCAUCAGCAUUCAUCUUGGUCCUCAUCAUCAUCAGCAUCAUCGUCAGCAUUCAUCAUCAUCAUCAGCAGCAUCAUCAAACUUUUCCCCUCACCAUCAUUAUCAGGAUUCUUCAUCAUCAACCCUAAAGCUUUAGAAAAAGAACUUUUAGUUAAUAAUAAUUAA